AUGGCCAAUCUCUUCGUGGACCUUGUCACCCCCAAUGGGCACCGCUAUCGGCAGCCCACCGGCCUCUUCAUCAACAACGAAUUCGUCCCCUCAAGUGGCCAGACUAUCACUUCGCUCGACCCUGCAACGGACAAACCAAUUGCCACCGUCCACGCUGCCAGCGCCGAAGAUGUCGACCGCGCCGUCCAGGCAGCCAAGACGGCACUAUCUCACCCGUCCUGGAAAAAGCUCCCUUCGACAGACCGCGGCCAAAUGAUGGCCAAGCUCGCCAAUCUAAUUGAGGAGAAAAGAGAAUUAUUCGCCUCAAUUGACGCAUGGGAUAAUGGAAAACCAUACCACGUCGCGCUAGACGAAGACCUUACCGAAGCGAUCACCACAAUCCGAUACUACAGCGGCUGGGCCGACAAAACAUAUGGCCAAACGAUCAGCACGACGCCGGCCAAAUUCGCCUACACGCUGCGCCAGCCGGUGGGCGUCGUCGGCCAGAUCAUCCCCUGGAACUAUCCCCUGUCCAUGGCGACGUGGAAGCUGGGCCCUGCGCUCGCCUGCGGGAACACGGUCGUCCUGAAGCCCGCGGAGCAGACGCCUCUGAGUGUUCUAGUUCUAGCGGAACUUAUCAAGGAGGCGGGAUUCCCGCCCGGUGUGGUCAACAUCGUUAAUGGGUACGGGCGCGAAGCGGGCGCUACGCUCGCGUCGCACGCGCUCGUCGACAAGGUAGCCUUCACUGGGUCGACGAUGACAGCACGAGAGAUCAUGAAGAUGGCAGCUGGCACGCUCAAGAACAUCACUCUGGAGACAGGCGGGAAGUCGCCGUUGCUGGUGUUUCCGGACGCGGAUCUCGAGCAAGCUGUUAAGUGGUCCCAUUCAGGCAUCAUGUCCAACCAGGGCCAGAUCUGCACCGCGACGUCGCGCAUCUUCGUCCACGAGAGUAUCUUCCAGCGCUUCUUGGACUCGUUCAUCGAAGCUGUGGAGAGUGCGCCUGUUGGAGAUCAGUGGGAUGCGUCGACGUUCCAGGGUCCGCAAGUGACGCGGGCGCAGUACGAGCGCAUUCUCUCGUAUAUCCAGAUGGCGAAGGAUGAGGGCGCUACGUGCGUUACCGGUGGAGAGGCCUAUGCUCCUUUGAAGGAUGACAACAAGAACGGGUACUACGUGCGUCCGACGGUGUUCGUCAACGUCACGGAUGAGAUGCGCAUUGUCCGCGAGGAGGUCUUCGGUCCCGUGGUUGUUAUCUUGCCCUUUGCUACGGAGGAGGAGGCUCUGUCUCGUGCGAAUGACACCACGUAUGGUUUGGGCGCUGCUGUCUUCACGCGGGACUUGGAGCGCGCGCAUCGUGUGGCGGCGGAGAUUGAGGCCGGCAUGGUGUGGAUUAAUAGUAGUCAGGAUUGUGAUCCGCGGGUGCCGUUUGGGGGUGUCAAGCAGAGUGGUAUUGGGCGAGAGCUGGGUGAGGCUGGUCUUGAGGCUUAUAGUCAGGUCAAGGCGGUUCAUGUGAAUAUGGGUACUAGACUGUGA
Molecule: messenger RNA, 1509 nt
Organism: Aspergillus campestris IBT 28561
Lineage: Eukaryota; Fungi; Ascomycota; Eurotiomycetes; Eurotiales; Aspergillaceae
Product: aldehyde dehydrogenase ALDH
Exons: 3
Coding region: 1-1509 (502 amino acids)
Molecular function (GO): oxidoreductase activity, acting on the aldehyde or oxo group of donors, NAD or NADP as acceptor
Source: RefSeq, a predicted model, not a curated record